Fundulus heteroclitus (mummichog) is the source of this 3668-nucleotide messenger RNA. It is a transcript of the gene kcnd3, whose product is annotated as potassium voltage-gated channel, Shal-related subfamily, member 3. The coding region runs from base 239 to 2176 and encodes 645 amino acids. The transcript is spliced from 8 exons. Gene Ontology annotation, biological process: potassium ion export across plasma membrane; protein homooligomerization. Gene Ontology annotation, cellular component: membrane; neuronal cell body; voltage-gated potassium channel complex. Gene Ontology annotation, molecular function: protein binding; A-type (transient outward) potassium channel activity. Lineage: Eukaryota; Metazoa; Chordata; Actinopteri; Cyprinodontiformes; Fundulidae. The record is from RefSeq and is a predicted model, not a curated record.
AAAUGUCCUUCUUUUAGCUCAACUUCUUCUCUGGUAUAUUUUUUUCCCCACGGUUUCAGUAGUAAAAAAAAUAUAUAAAAGAAGAAAAAAAAAUCCGUCUGCUUGUAACUUAACUGUUCUGGGAGAUGGCCGUGCUUCCUUUGAUGGAGAAUUUGGAAUCGAUGGUGAAGAAGCUGAAGUCAGGCUGGUUGUGAAGGUGCUCGACCUCUUCCCUCCUGCGCCCCGAGCCAGAACCAUCAUGGCAGCGGGAGUAGCGGCAUGGCUUCCGUUUGCUCGGGCAGCGGCAAUUGGCUGGAUGCCUGUGGCCAACUUGCCCAUGCCGGUCGCCCCCACUGAAAAGAACAAGAGGCAGGAUGAGCUCAUAAUCCUUAAUGUCAGUGGACGGCGCUACCAGACCUGGAGGAACACACUGGACCGCUAUCCGGACACGCUGCUUGGCAGCUCGGAGAAGGAGUUCUUCUACAACGAGGACACCAAAGAGUACUUCUUUGACCGCGACCCCGAUGUGUUCCGUAGCGUGCUCAACUUCUACCGCACUGGCAAGCUCCACUAUCCAAGGUACGAGUGCAUCUCAUCUUAUGAUGAGGAGCUGGCUUUCUUUGGCAUUAUUCCAGAGAUUAUCGGGGACUGCUGCUACGAAGAGUACAAGGACAGGAAGAGGGAGAAUGCGGAACGUCUCAUGGACGACCAGGAGGACAACAAAGAUGCCAAGCUGCCCAACAUGACGUUCAGGGAAACCAUGUGGCGGGCCUUUGAGAACCCACACACUUCCACUAUGGCUCUGGUCUUCUACUAUGUCACUGGUUUCUUCAUCGCUAUCUCUGUCAUCACCAAUGUGGUCGAGACAGUGCCCUGCGGCUCAUCGCCCAACAUGAAGGAAGUGCCAUGUGGCGAGCGAUACACUGUGGCCUUUUUCUGCAUGGACACGGCUUGUGUGAUGAUCUUCACCGUGGAGUACCUGAUGCGCCUGUAUGCCGCACCCAACCGCUACCGCUUCAUGAGGUCCGUCAUGAGCAUCAUCGACGUGGUCGCCAUCCUACCCUAUUACAUUGGGCUAGUGAUGACCGACAACGAGGAUGUGAGUGGCGCUUUCGUGACUCUGAGGGUUUUCCGGGUGUUCCGUAUCUUUAAGUUCUCCCGUCACUCGCAAGGCCUGCGCAUCCUGGGCUACACGCUGAAGAGCUGUGCCUCGGAGCUGGGCUUCCUGCUCUUCUCCCUCACAAUGGCCAUAAUUAUCUUUGCCACUGUCAUGUUCUACGCAGAGAAGGGUUCAACCUCCAGCAAAUUCACAAGCAUCCCAGCCUCCUUUUGGUACACCAUCGUUACUAUGACAACGCUCGGAUAUGGAGACAUGGUCCCAAAGACGAUUGCAGGGAAGAUCUUUGGCUCAAUCUGCUCUCUGAGUGGGGUGCUGGUAAUUGCCCUUCCUGUUCCUGUCAUCGUGUCCAACUUUAGCCGCAUCUAUCACCAGAACCAGAGAGCAGACAAGCGGCGGGCGCAGAAGGUACAGAAAGCUCGCCUGGCAAGGAUACGAUUAUCGAAAACAGGAAGCACGAGUGCCGUCCUCCACAGCAAACGCAACGGCUUAUUCAAUGAAGCUCUCGAGCUCACGAGACUUCCAUACAAGAUGAACUUUUCAGAUCAGGGUUCCACUGGGGAGGAGAAGCAUUUAAGCAAAUCUGCCUCUCUAAUAGAGAGCCAGCACCACCACCUGCUGCACUGUCUGGAGAAAACCACAAACCACGAGUUUGUGGAUGAGCAGUAUUAUCAGCAGAGCUACUUGGAGGCGGGGCUGCAGAACUAUCCAUCUCGAAGCCCCUCGCUGUCCAGCCAAGAUGGCGUGACGGGGACGUGCUGCACCCGGCGAAGCAAGAAGAACCAUCAUGCCCCUUUAGCGAACGCUAAUGCUGCAGCUCACAUGCAGCCUUUGAAACACACGCACACACACCUACAAGGCUUGCAGGAGCUCAGCACCAUCCACAUCCAGCCGCUAAGUACCAGCCGCUCCAGUCUAAACAUGCGCGUAGAGGAGCCAGCUCCUCUGAACUGCCAGAGCAGCCAGAUCACAACAGCAAUCAUCACCAUCCCCACACCGCCAGUGACGACUCCGGAGGGCGACGCUCACCUGCCCGCCGCUCCCUCCCUUCAGAAUGUCGUAAAGGUGUCUGCGCUGUGAAGGCUAGACUGCAGCAGCAGCACCGCGCAAACAGACAGAGAAAGACUCACAGAAACAGACUGAGAAGAACUCACGGUGAUGGAAAGAGCUUUCAGAGACAUAAUGUGGCCCUGGUGGAGCCUGCCCUCUGCUGGUCAUGUGUUACAUUUGGCAGGGACUCCCAGUGCACAUGGAAGAGUGAUUCCAGAGGCAGCAUCUUCAUGUUGGUGGUCGGCAGAUGUGUGUUCAUAUGUGAAUGUGUGAGUAAAAGAACAAAAAAAAAAAAAAGAUUAAUAGGGAAUCAUUUAGUAUGAGGACUGUGUGCCUCUACGUGUCAGAGGUAAGUACCCAGAGUUACUCGUGUCACUGUGCACAAAAGCACCUUUUUAUAAUUUAUGCUUGAGUUUGACUCAUUUUGGUCAGAAAAUACAAGGGGGGAAAGAGGACAACUCAGAGGGAAGGGGGUAAGAACUAAAAAAAAAAAAAAAAAAACAUCCCCCAUUGUUUAAUGCCUUUGAAAUAGAAUACUGCCCUUUUCAGCCAUUUUGGUCCACUAACCUCCUUUUCAGGUCGAGUAUUAUUCCACUUUAGUAUAAAUUCUUAAAAUCCCAAAAAGCAGUAGGAGUCUGUGCAAUGGUGUAAUCAGUGAGUGUUUGUGAAGGAGUGUUUGUAACUUUAAGAUAGAUUGGAAGUUGUUUUGUUUCUGAGAGGAAGUGUGUGAGUGUGUUUGUGUGUGUUUUUCUCUCAGUUGAUUGAAAACUUGUAUUUCAGUUCUUCUGGAAGUAUCUAUGGCUCAGUAUAUGAUCUAUAUGACUAGCUGCCACUCCGAUGGGUUCUUUGCACAUACUUCUGUCAAAAAAUUCUCAGCUGCCAGGGUUUCACACAGUUUGUGCUUUGUUUGCAGGACUUAAAUACGGUUGGGAUUUUUUUAAUGUUUUGAAUCACUUCCCGUUUAUUUUGGCUCCAGUUGCCCAAAUGGCUUCAAGAAAUCCCAUUUAUUUUACAGACACACCAAAAAAAGCAUACCUUAAAUCCAAAUCUCCACAAUGAAAAGCACAAAGCAUUUGCUGAGAAUUUGCUGACAAAAAUCUGCCCUGAGCCCAUGACCUUUGUGAAUAUUGUUAAUAGAAUAUUUUGUAAUAUUUGACCAUGGUUUGGCAGAAGCAGUGAAUCUGUCCUCUUGUUCUCGCUCUCCUCUUUACAUCCUUUUCUCUCUCUCUUGUUGUUGUCCUGUUGUGUUCCUGACUUCUGUGUAAACAACAGUAUGCUUUCAGUAGUUUUUAUAGCUGUCAACAUUUUUUUCCUUCUUCCCGAAACUCAGCGAGCAUUUUUCAGAGUUGUUGAGUAUAUGUACGUAUCCUGUGUGGUUAGCAAACUUGGUGUUUGUACUUUUUGUCCUCCUCGAUGUUUUAAAGGACUUCUUAUUUUUACGUUAUCUUCUGGAGACUUUAAAGUAGGGAAAUCUAUUGUAAAAACCACAGGGACCUAAAGGAUACCAGAUGAACACAAUUUA